AUGCGAACAUCCACUUUCUUAUUAGCCUUAGGUCUCUUCGGAUCUGCUUUCUCAGCCCCAAUUGCCGAACCCAAUGUUGCUCCUGUGUUAUUCGCCAAAGAUCCACUUGCCAUUCACAAGCGAUCUGAAGUAGUUCCCGAGAAGAUCGAUGAUAUAAUCAUGACACCGGAAUUCCAAGCUGAAGUUGAAUCUUCCACUUCGGCACAUGAGGCCUCCUCUUCCUCCUCAUCAUCCUCAUCCUCAUCUUCGUCAUCGCCACCAUCAGACGAUUCAUGUACUGAGAUCUGCGGAAUGCAGAGAGUCGAAGGUGCGAAGUCGGAAAGAGAGGCUUUAUGCUCCUCCGAAGGUCUAUUGGCUACUCUCCAAUGUGCUCAAUGUAUUGAUCAGACUUGGCCUGAUACUUCGUAUGAAGAUUCGGCUAUGGCAGAGUACGAGAGGAUAGUGUCGGCCUGUGAUGCUUCCCCGCAACAACCUUUCAGAGUACGAAAGUACGAAUAG
Kwoniella botswanensis is the source of this 498-nucleotide messenger RNA. RefSeq lists its product as uncharacterized. The record is from RefSeq and is a predicted model, not a curated record. The coding region runs from base 1 to 498 and encodes 165 amino acids. Lineage: Eukaryota; Fungi; Basidiomycota; Tremellomycetes; Tremellales; Cryptococcaceae. The transcript is spliced from 4 exons.